GUAAUGUCAUCAUUAUGCACAAUAACAAAAAUUUACCCUGAGUGAUGUUUAUGGAUAGUCGUGCAGUUGUUCUAAGUUUUCAUCGUAGUUGUGCUUCCUGAUUUAUGCUGCUUUGUCGAUUGGAUAGUUUCAGCUUUAGACACAGGCAAAAUGCCAACAAAACAUUCAAACAGAGGAGAACACUUGAACAGAGAAAGAGAGAUGUCCAAGAGAUUCGAGAGAAGCAUAGCAACAAAGUUCCAGUGAUUAUUGAGCGAUAUGAGCGAGAAACCAACCUGCCCUUGUUGGAUAAAUCCAAAUUCCUUGUUCCUGAUCAUAUCACAAUGGGAGAACUUGUCAAAAUAAUCAGGAGGAGGUUGCAGCUGAGCCCCACCCAAGCCUUCUUCCUUCUCGUCAAUCACAAGAGCAUGGUCAGUGUCUCCACGCCAGUUUCCGAGAUCUACGAACAAGAGAAGGACGAAGACGGUUUCCUGUAUCUGGUGUACGCUGCUCAGGAGACAUUUGGAUAAGAAUGAGGCGGCAGGUUCAAUUGAAGUAAAGACAUGCUUUCCUCAGGCAUGCCUCAGAUUGGUGCCCAGCAGAUCUCGCAUCGCAAAUUCACCAACCAAUCAGAGUUGACCUUGUUCACAAGUUGGCCAUAUUGACUUGAAAGUGAGGGUAACUUUUUUUUGUUUCUUCAUCUGAGAACAAAAAUGAAAGCACUGAAAAAUUUAAGAUUUGUGAUUAUUCAUAUCUUAACGUUUUUUUAUGCCACAAUUAAAACAUGAAAGUGAGGCACCGAAAAUAGUCUGGCACCACUCCACGUGACAGAUUAAAUUGAAUCAGACAGAUUCUGAGAACACAAUCAAAAUGGCUUCCCUGUGAAUGAGGUCUGUCAUGAGUAACAUAGGCUUAAAUACCACAAAUGGCUCCAAAUACUAUGUAUAUAUACAUAUCAAAUCUCACCCAUGACAUAGUACUUUUUUGUGAUUUACAAUCAUACGAUGUGGUGAUCUGUCAUUAUUUUGUGUCAAUAUAUAUAACCGACUGUAAUCAAAGAUCCGCCUUUUUUCUUAUCAUUCUUUCAUGGUUUUCAGGUGUUUACACAGAUUAAUUUUUGGCCCUAAACUUUAAAUUUAAACAUCUUCUGUACACUUCACUUGGAGGAAGUUGUACUGAGAAAUUAAAACUGAUUGUAAACCAUCUUUGGGUAACUGAGGUAAGAGUUAUACUAUGCUGGUGUAUAACAAGCAUAGAAAGACACCUGUACGUUUGCUGUUUUCCUCCUUAAAUGUACAGUAUCACUUAAAAGUUAAUGGUCUUGAAGAACAUACACGUAAGACGUGAAUGAAGCUGAGAAAACCACAGGUGCGUGUGCCUUAUGAGAGGAAGCUCAUCUGUUGGCUGAAUGGUGUUAUUUGAUUUGCAGACAUAUUUGGAAUAGACCAUUGCCAUGUUACCAGUGUUUACAGGCCAAAGCCUUCAGGAAAAAAGAAGAAAGGUAACGAAAUGAACUUGUGUCGGACCACUUUGUGGUCUUAUUUUUAACAUUACCCUGUUUUGUUGUUCCCUCGGUUUUUGUCUAUUUAAACCAUGCCCCUCCCCACAUUUUCAUUUUUUUUUUUUCCUCAUGUAGCACGAAGGGGACAUUAAGUAAUUGUACUUAGUGAGAGAUAUCUCAAAAAAGCAAUAAAAAUGUUGGUCCUAAUAAGCUUUAGAUAGUUUUGAUACAGCUGUAGUCCAGACCGUAUUGCUAACGUGCACGCCCUGAAAUUGGCCUGUUUCUUGAAAAGUUGAAUUUUUUUUAUCACCAACAGGAUGAAAGUCUGCAAUCCCGAGUAGAUAUUUAACGGGAUUUCAUAGCAGGUGUAUUGGGGGGUCACCCACUUGCCCUUAUUUAUUUUCGUCCGAAAAAAAUUGACUUACCGUACAGUGCAAAUACAAUCUUAUUCCUUGGCAGCAUUUUUUCAAAGAGUAAAUGUGCUGUUUGAAUGACAAACUGUAGUCUGUACCAGCCUGCUAUGCCAAAGGAAGUCACCAAAAAAUGAUUUAGUUGAAUUCUGAAAAAGAAGUAUUUAUGCUAACUUUGAAGUAAAUGUUAAAAAAAAAUGCCAUUCUUACAAUUGUUAUCACAUAACAGGCGUUUCAUACCUAACAAUUACCGUAUCAAAACCAUAGUAUUUUCUAUUUUGACAGAUUAAUCUUUAAUCAGAAUUUGUACAUAUUGUGAAUAUUGUGUGAUAAGACGUGAAUAAAACGGCAAAUGAAGA
Molecule: messenger RNA, 2249 nt
Organism: Acanthaster planci (crown-of-thorns starfish)
Lineage: Eukaryota; Metazoa; Echinodermata; Asteroidea; Valvatida; Acanthasteridae
Product: microtubule-associated protein 1 light chain 3 alpha-like
Source: RefSeq, a predicted model, not a curated record